CCUGGCUCUCCAGAAGAAACCUCACUUCCAAGAGAUUUCUCGAAGAAGAAACGUGUGCGCGUUUAAGUUAAUUUUUUUGAAAAAAAAGUGUGUUUUAAAAUUUUAAUUUUUAACAAUGGAACAAGGAAUGGUCGCCUUUUUUGAGUUCGUGGGGCUAAUCCCGGUAGCAACGGAGCGGGCAACCAUCAUACGCGUCGCGAAAGAAAUCGUGCGGCGCCAACGGGUGAAUUUGGGGAAUGCGGACGUCGCGUUUCCCCAGUGGAUCCGUCUGACGGCAACCCUCCAGUUAUGGGAAGAGAUGCUGGACCUCGAGGACCAAUUCCUUGACGGCUUGAGGAUCCGCCCGGAACCAGCCAGGUGCGGAUGUGCUGUGUGCGUCAGGGGGGGGGCUCCAGCCUUCCAACCUCCUCCUCCGCCACCCCAAGAGUUUCCGUUCAAACCAAGGGAGUACGUUCCAGAAGCCGUCGGUAAUCCGGAGUAUUAUUACCCGCGGUACACGGGAUAUGCCGCAAAUCCAUCGCCGCCCGUGUACGCGGAACUCCAGCCAGUUAACCGGCCCACCGCGGAGCCGUCCCUUAGCCAAAACAGGGACGGCCAAAGGAAAGGGGCAGUUUCCCCAGUACCCUCCGCCCUGAGACCCCAUCAAGGCCCGCUAUGGUAG
Molecule: messenger RNA, 661 nt
Organism: Ceutorhynchus assimilis (cabbage seed weevil)
Lineage: Eukaryota; Metazoa; Arthropoda; Insecta; Coleoptera; Curculionidae
Source: the annotation of a GenBank genome assembly